UAAUGAGGGGUGUUCUACAAGUCCAAAAGGAUAAAAAUGUAUAAAAUAAUGAUAGUAUUAUCAAUGGUGGUUUGUUGCAGCACACGUGAUGAGCUUGAUGCCGUUUGUUCUUCCAUCUCCAACAUCUCUUACAUCUCUGUUACACCUCUGUACAGUGACCUUACUAAAGCUGAAUGUGCAUUGAUUCUAGAUAAAUUUCGUUAUGCAACAAUAAAAUUGAAUCAAAAUUUAGCAGCCAUUCAAUCUGUAGAUGAAAAGGAAGAACAAAAAUCUCAUAUGAUAGUUGCAACUAAUGCUUGUCUUCUUGCUUCAAGAGAAUCAUCCAUCAGCUGUAGUGUUGUUAUAAACUAUGAACUCCCAACAAAAAAGGUACUCUUAGAAAAUUAUACGAGGCGAAUGACAACUUAUUUGGCUACAAAUGGGAUUGUGAUUAACAUGGUUGUUGUGGGAGAAGUGGUGACUCUUAAAAGCAAAGGGUUUUGUGCCUCCAGAUGGCAUUGUAGCUUAGCCAAUUAUGUGAUUUUAGUAGAACAGAUCAAACAGUUCAUGAACAUUCCAUCAGAGCUACCAGCAAUUGUGGAGGACAACAGACCACCCUCAUCUUGGCCUUUUAAGGGACGGAUACAGUUCCAGGAUCUAAAGGGAUGCAUUCUACUUUUGGUCACCAUGUCCAGCAGUGAAGACACUCAAGCUGCCAAUAAUGCACAGAAGCUUUUGGAUUCUCUUUUUUCCUUUGAUCAAAAUGUCAUCCAAAUGGCAAAAGCUAAUUACUUUACACAUUUCCUUCAUCGACUAUCUUCAGAAGUGAAGAUGAGCAUGGUGACAACAGUAGCAGAAAUGGAAUUCACAGAUCAAAACAAAUCAUCUUUAUUUGACAAAGGUGCACUCGGCCAUUCUUGA
Messenger RNA from Lactuca sativa (garden lettuce), 900 nucleotides. Lineage: Eukaryota; Viridiplantae; Streptophyta; Magnoliopsida; Asterales; Asteraceae. The record is from RefSeq and is a predicted model, not a curated record.